AACAAGUGAUAAAACUGUUAAAAUAAGUCACUUAUUCAAGGAGUACAAUUCUAAUUACGAUGUAACCCAUGGCAUUGUAUCUGAUAACUAUGUAUUUCGACCAAUGGGGUCAGCUCGUAUGGUCACUGACAACAAGGUAGAUCUCCAGCUAGUAAAAGGACAGUAUGUGCAGGAAGCCAGACAGAGUUACUACAGUUUUCUUGAGCCAAACAUCAGUCGGUUUUCUGUUAUUGUACGUUUAUUUAACACACCUCCAUUACAAGCCAAGGAUGAUGAGACUUUAUGUGGACAUAUUGAAUUGCAGUUUAGAGUUGGACCACUCUCUAUCAACAAGGAACUUAUAACAAGGUUUUCUACCAAUCUAACUAAUGGAAAAGUCAUCUACACAGAUGAGAAUGCUUACCAGAUGAUGAAAAGAAAUUUCAGAAAAAACACUACAGAACCUAUUGCACAGAAUUACUACCCAAUGGUUAGCACAGCUUACAUUGAAGAUGAAAAAAAAGAUUUAAGAUUGACAUUAUUAUCUGAGAGAAGCCAUGGUGUCAGUAGUCUUACAGAUGGUCAAAUGGAGGUGAUGUUACACCGUAGACUUAUCAAUAACCAAGAAAUGGCACAGAAUUACAAUCUCACUUUGAAUGAUACUUCUGUUGUAAUGCCAACCCUCUGGUUGUUACUUGGCAACAAAGUAAGAUCAUCAUACCUGCAACAUCGUGGAUGGCUAGAGCUGGAGAAUCCGCCUGUUGUAAUUGUUAUAAACCAGAGUUGUAAUGACGAACUGAAAGAACUUGGAACAAAUUUUACAUUCAUACCAAAUUUAGAAAGAAUAUUAUUAAGAUUACAUCAUAUGUAUGCAGUAGGAGAACAUCCAACUUUGUCAAACUCUGUCACUGUUAACUUAAAUGAUAUAUUUUCCCCUAUGGGUAAUAUUAUAAGUUUGCAAGAAAGAAGUUUGACUGGAAUAUGGGCGCAAGAAGAUGUACAGAGAUGGACAUGGGCAACUCAUCAAG
Molecule: messenger RNA, 1007 nt
Organism: Saccoglossus kowalevskii
Lineage: Eukaryota; Metazoa; Hemichordata; Enteropneusta; Harrimaniidae
Product: epididymis-specific alpha-mannosidase-like
Biological process (GO): mannose metabolic process
Cellular component (GO): lysosome
Molecular function (GO): carbohydrate binding; alpha-mannosidase activity
Source: RefSeq, a predicted model, not a curated record